Molecule: messenger RNA, 1983 nt
Organism: Patiria miniata (bat star)
Lineage: Eukaryota; Metazoa; Echinodermata; Asteroidea; Valvatida; Asterinidae
Product: male-specific lethal 1 homolog
Exons: 7
Coding region: 75-1517 (480 amino acids)
Cellular component (GO): MSL complex
Source: RefSeq, a predicted model, not a curated record
AAAACACACGCCGUAGACCGCGUCCAAUGCUUUAUCACAUGGUGUGUUGUGUAUGUGUGCGAAUUACAUAGCGUAUGUGGGACGUGUGUAACCGUUUUUCGUUACACUCGACAUACAAUGGAGGAUUUUCAACUAUUCCAAUGUCGAUUUCGUCCAUACUGCGUGGGAUAUUUCCGUUUCUGAUGAACCCUAUGGCUCCUGGGAACAUGAAAUCUGACUUUGUAGGACUCCAGCGCAGCAAGAUCGUCAGCAAGAGUGCCUUGUCACGCAAAGCCCUGGCUCGGAUCGCGCAGAACAACGAGGUGUCCUCGCCCGUCAACAUGGCGUUGUUGACGGGAGAGACCAGCCCCAGACACCCGUCGCUAACGGCCGGUGAUGCCGGCACAAAGAACUCCGAUCAUCCCACUGCGAUGGAUCAAGACCACGAACCCUCUAUUGACGAGGGUAAACUAGAAAAACACGAAGUGCAGCAUUUGAAGGCCUUGUCCAUGCUGCAUUUGGACGUGAUCGAGCAACAGCAGCAGGAAAUUCAAAGAAGGGAACACGAACUGCAGAAAGUGCGAGCGCAGAAUGACACGUUGAAAGCUCGUCUGGAGAGAAUUCAAAGACGAACGGUCUUGGCCCAGAAGCACCAAGAAUUACCCAACCAUGUACAUAUACCGGCACCAGUCUCUUCAAACGACUCAUCAUGUACUAACAAGAGGAAAAGCAGCAUAGAACCCACCACCCCCGUCAAACGCCAGCAGACAGAGUCCCCCACCCCGUCCCCGGCCGGCACGCCCACCAGCGCCCGGCGCAACAAGCAGCUCAGCAAGCUCCAAACCAAAGAACGCGGCCGGGGGCGGGACCGGUCCGGGCGGACAAAAGACGACAAAUCGGAACGGUUGCGGACUAAAGAGGACCGGUCGCAGAAGCGGGAAGAGCGGACCCCGAGGAAAGACACGCAGGGGUCAAAGGUCAGGGAGGAGAAGAGGAACGGAGGGGAGCAGGAGAGGGGCGGAGUUAAGGGGGAGCAGUACUUGAAGACGGAGGUCAUCUACCCGUGUCUUAGCGACCUACGAGUGACGGAUCCAGACCCUGCAUUGCCCGAAGGGCAGACAGUUGUUCAAGUUCCAUCUUGGAGGGUGAAUGUUCUAAGUAGUUCCGCCAGCACUGAAGCUGUCGAGGACAUCGAAGAAACAACCUUCGAGCGACGCCACCAGAAGUACGAGAUGGCGGAACAGAAGCGUAAGCGCUGGGACAUCCAGCGAGUCCGAGAGCUGAGGGAACACGAACGCCUGGAGCAGAAGAUGCUGCGCAGGGAGUACGGAAACUGGGACGACGUCUUGAAGACGUUCUACCCAGAACCCUCUGAUGCCUGCCAGCUACAGGUCUCCGAUACCAUUCCACUAGUGGCAUUUGGCGUCCAAGUGCCGGUCGCUAAAGACGGUGAAUUUGAGCUUCCAUGGUUUGAUGUCAAUGAACGUGAAAAGGAAGAGUCAAGGAGGCAGACUCGAAGUCGAACCAAUCGAAGAUGAGCUUAUAUCAGCACUGCAGCCUAUGAAUCACAGUACGCCAUCUCUGAUUGGAUGGUCAGCGUCUGAAACCCACCACCACCAUAACCAAUCACAAUCAGCUUUUCAUCAUGGUGGAUACAUAGCACAACACCUGUGAUUGGAUGAUGAUCCUUGCAUCAUUAAAUUCCAGCCAAUCAAUGGCCCAGAAAAUCUUAUUUUAAAAAGUACGUCAUGAUAAAAUCUUUCUGAAUUACUGCUAUUCUUGACAAUCAGAACACUUGAUCAAAUAUUAAAAACAAAGAGUUUUAGCAGCUGCAGUAUAUUCAAAAUAUGUGAAAAUUCAAAAAAUUACUUUCAAAAAAUGGUCGUAGAGAUUUUGUCAAUUCAGUACUGAAUGUAACUGCUGAUGUUCGAUAGCAGAACCAAAAGAUGGAUUUCUCACAAUUUAUUCUGAAAAUGUGACAUGUAAAUGACAUAAUUUUAAAAA